Zonotrichia leucophrys gambelii is the source of this 1798-nucleotide messenger RNA. RefSeq names its product charged multivesicular body protein 7 (gene CHMP7). NCBI's taxonomy places the organism in Eukaryota, Metazoa, Chordata, Aves, Passeriformes, Passerellidae. Gene Ontology annotation, biological process: late endosome to vacuole transport via multivesicular body sorting pathway; vesicle budding from membrane. The transcript has 10 exons. Gene Ontology annotation, cellular component: ESCRT III complex; multivesicular body. Bases 76 to 1416 code for a protein of 446 amino acids. The record is from RefSeq and is a predicted model, not a curated record.
CCGUGUGAGUCUCCCCUGAGGCGGGCGGGCGGCCGGGCCGGGCGGAGGCCGCGGCCGAGCCGGGGGCUCGCGUAGAUGUGCAGCCCGGGGGAGGCCCCCCCUGGGCCGGCCCCGGCCGGGGACCUGCCCCCGGAGUGGGAGACGGAUGACGAGCGCAUGGCCUUCCUGUUCUCGGCCUUCAAGCAGAGCCGCGAGGUGAACAGCACCGAGUGGGACAGCAAGAUGGCCUUCUGGGUCGGGCUGGUUCUGGCCCGCGGCCGGCGGAGGGGCGCGGUGAGGACGUGCCUGAGGGAGCUGCAGAACGGCUUCGAGCGGCGGGGCAGCGUCCCCUUGGGGCUCGGCACCGUCCUCAGGGAGCUGCUGAGACGUGGGAAGCUCCAGAGGGAGUCAGACUUCAUGGCCAGUGUAGACAGCAGCUGGAUCUCAUGGGGUGUGGGAGUUUUCAUCCUGAAGCCCCUCAAGUGGACCCUCUCCAGCGUGCUGGGGGACAGCAAAAUCCCUGAGGAAGAGGAGGUUCUGAUUUACGUGGAGCUGCUGCAGGAGAAGGCAGAGGAGGUUUACCGGCUGUACCAGAGCUCGGCGCUCUCGUCGCACCCCGUGGUGGCGCUGUCGGAGCUGCGCUCGCUGUGCGCCGGCCUGUGCCCCGACGAGAGAACCUUCUACCUGCUGCUGCUGCAGCUGCAGAAGGAGAAGAGGGUCACCAUCCUGGAGCAGAACGGAGAGAAGAUUGUGAAGUUUGCCCGAGGCCUCCACGCCAAGGUGUCCCCAAUGAACGACGUGGACAUUGGGGUUUACCAGCUGAUGCAGAGUGAGCAGCUGCUGUCACAGAAGGUGGAGUCCCUUUCCCAGGAAGCAGAGAAGUGUAAAGAGGAUGCCAGGAGUGCUUGCAGAGCUGGGAAGAAGCAGCUGGCCCUGAGGUGCCUCAAGGCCAAGCGGAGGACGGAGCGGCGCAUCGAGGAGCUGCACUCCAAGCUGGAUGCGGUGCAGGGAAUCCUGGAUCGGAUCUACGCCUCCCAGACCGACCAGAUGGUGUUCAAUGCCUACCAGGCAGGGGUGGGAGCUCUGAAGCUCUCCAUGAAGGACGUGACUGUGGAGCGGGCAGAGAACCUGGUGGAUCAGAUCCAAGAGCUUUGUGACACUCAAGAUGAAGUGGCCCAGACUCUGGCUGGAGUGGGGAUCAAUGGGCUGGAGAUGGACUCUGAGGAGCUGGAGCAGGAGCUGGACAGUCUCCUGCAGGACUCCAGCAAGGACUCCCUGGAUCUGCCUCCCGUCCCCCAGAAGGUGCUGAGCGCCCCCAUCUCUGAUGCCGAGCUGGAAGCUGAGCUGGAGCAGCUCUCUGUGUCUGCUGGAGAUGUGGCACAAAAGACUCCCUCUGCUUCUUCUGAACCCAAAACAGCUCUGGGACUGAAUCUCUGAAGAGCCAACAGAAUCCUGUUGCUGCAGUUUGGGAAGUGUCUCCACGUUCCUGAACUGAUGACCAGAACUCCCAAGGAGAGGGGAGCAGCCCUGUCCUCCUGGCUCUGUCUUUGCUCAGCAGCAGGAGCUCCUGCCAUGACAAUCCACUCUGGCCCUGGCCCCAGCUGGUGUUUGUCAUCUGUGCCAACAUCUGGUCUCGAUCUGACUCGUGACCCCAAGUCACUGCCACAUCCAGUCUUCCCUCUGGGAGCACAACUCCAGCCAAGAUAAAAACUCUUGUGUGUCCAUAGCAGUGCUCGGUUUUGGGUUUGAUUUUGGUUUCUCUUCCUUUGCUGUGGCUGAUGUUGAGAAUCUGAGUAGCAGCAGCGUUGCAGUGGCUCAA